AUGCUCCCCGUGCCCCCACAGCCCACUCCUUCCUCCGCGUCCGCAACCACCCCCAACGGUGGGGCAACGGCCACAAACGAGAGUGUAGACCUAUUUGCAGCACUCUUCACAGAACAAGACUCUUCUCUGAACACGACAAGUACUCCGUUGCUGCUACAGAAUCAGUCAUCCACCACCAACUCGGACAUCGACUGGUUUGCAACAGACAGCGCGCUCCCUCUCACUACUUCCUCUGAUAUCUUGCUCGAGAACGCCGCCCAGGGUAUCAAUAACUCGUCGUUACCCGAACCAGAUCAGUUUGAAGAAGACCUCGAGCGUGCCCUCGCCGGCAUUGAGCCCGACCAACUUAGCUACAUCAACGCACUCCAACCAGCACCGGAUUUCGCGCAGCAGCAGUAUCUCCUUCAUCGCACCGCAGCCGCCGGUCCGGCUAGUCAUCACAGCUUUGUCCAACAGUUGCAACAACAGCAACCACAACAACUAUCUAAUCAACAGGCGAAUUCACUAGGAGUCGGAACCCCGCUCGCCAACAACGCCAACACAUUCAACACUUCGAUCGCCCCUGCUGCGUCGUUUGCCAACCAGUUCGGCUUCGGCUCAUUUACCUCGUUUGGCGGCGCAUUCAACUCCCACUUUUCUGGUGCCCAAUCGGCUUACGCUGGUUUCCCGCCCACGUCGCUUUCCCACCCAGGUCCGCUGUCGGCCCUUACUGCAAGCAGCGAGAGCGCAUACGGUGCAGAAGAUAAUAUAAGCGAGUCCUACUAUAAUCCCUACAGUCCCCAGGGUUCGCUCGUCAACGCCCCCAACUCCGCUAACGCCCGGUUUAUCGCAAAUAACCCAGCUUUAUUCCAGGCGCUCGAAAACUUUUCCAACGAGCUCGCUGCAUUUGGUCUAUCCGACGCUACCAACCUCGGCUCGAAUCACCUCGCCACCAUCGACGCCGUCGUCCCAUCGCAAACGACACGAUCAAUCCAACCAUCUUCUGUCAGUCUAGACCUCCUCAUGCCAUCUUCAAUCGCCUCUGGAACAUCUUAUGACGAGCUGAGCUCGUCGCCCGGUCCCAACAAUGCCAGCGAACGGCAACAAGAGAGUGCCGAACGCGAAUUUGGAUCCAGUACCGGCCUCGUGGGUAGCUUUGUACCUGUGCCACCCCAAUCGGCAACGGACCCACGCAAAAAGUACCAAUGUCCGAGUUGUCCGCGAGCUUUUGCACGCGCGUUCAACCUGAAAACACACAUGGCAACACACGAUCCGAACCGACUCAAGCCACAUGUGUGCCACCACACUGGUUGCGGGCGAUCCUUUUCGCGUAAACACGAUCUCGGCCGCCAUCUCGUUUCUAUUCACAAAGACGAGAGUGGUCUCAAGCUCACGCACCCGGAUUCUGCUGCACCAGCUAGUGCUGGUGCCAGUGCAGUGAGGAGCGGCGCAUCCACGUACGGCGUUUCUGGACAUCCAGUUCCUCCUGGACGAGUUCAUCACGUCGGAAAAGGCUCACUCACUGGCAUCAACACCAAAGUGGCCAAAGACUCCAAAGGCGCGGUUACACCCACCAGCGCCAGUUUCAUGCCAAACAUUGCUCUCGGAAGCAGCUUCAUUAAGCCAGAGGAUACCAAAAUCCCACCCUUUCCCGAAGAGAGCUUGACACGAGUCACACGCCCUGCCUUUGCAGAUUCGAGCGUUCAACGUCCAGGUAGCACGUACUCUGCGUCUGGACGUGCUGGAAGCACAUACUCGACCAAGAGUGGUGUCGACGGUGGCCUCGGUGUCGCCGCGCCUGGUGUUUCAAGAGGAUGGUGCGACACCUGCGGCCAAGGAUGGGUCGGCAACCGCAAGACAUGUCAUUGCAAUGGCGAAGUCGAGAGCAAGAUCAAGAUCAAGACGUAA
Molecule: messenger RNA, 1887 nt
Organism: Serendipita indica DSM 11827
Lineage: Eukaryota; Fungi; Basidiomycota; Agaricomycetes; Sebacinales; Serendipitaceae
Source: the annotation of a GenBank genome assembly